This is a messenger RNA of Radiomyces spectabilis, 1819 nucleotides long. RefSeq names its product thiamine diphosphate-binding protein. Gene Ontology annotation, molecular function: thiamine pyrophosphate binding; carboxy-lyase activity; magnesium ion binding. The record is from RefSeq and is a predicted model, not a curated record. The coding region runs from base 91 to 1773 and encodes 560 amino acids. The transcript has 4 exons. NCBI's taxonomy places the organism in Eukaryota, Fungi, Mucoromycota, Mucoromycetes, Mucorales, Radiomycetaceae.
GCCACUAAAAAAUUAUCGUACUUUUUAACUUCUCUAUCUCUCCUAAUUACCUUGGAAGAAAAAGAAACCGUUCGUUACACGCUACAAAAAAUGACAAAGAUUAGCAUUGGCCAGUAUCUCAUCAACCGCCUGAAGGAGCUCAAUAUUGACACCAUUUUCGGCUGUCCUGGCGAUUAUAAUAUGCCAUUGUUGGAUAUUAUUGAAGAUGAUAAGGACAUGACGUGGGGAAAUGAUGCAAACGAAUUGAAUGCUUCGUAUUCUGCUGACGGUUAUGCUCGUGUUCGUGGCGCCGGUGCUGUCGUCACGACUUUCGGUGUGGGAGAAUUGUCGGCAGCCAAUGGCACGGCUGGUUCUUACUCUGAAAUGAUCCCUGUUCUCCAUAUCGUUGGCGCGCCUAAUACCAAAUCUCAAGCUGAAGGAGCCAUUUUACAUCACACUUUGGGCAACGGCAACUUCCGUGUCUUCCAAGAAAUGUUUGCCAACAUUACCGUGGCCAAUUCCAUGAUCAAUGAAACCAAUGCUUUCAGUGAAAUCGAUCGUGUCAUCAAGAAAAUGUGUCUGAGCCGUCGUCCUGCCUAUCUUGGUAUUCCUAUCGACCUCGUCACCAAGGAACUUGACGCGGGCGACAUUAAGCCUUUGGAUCUUUCUUUGCCCCCGAAUCCUCCCAAUACGCAAAAGGCCGCUUUGAAAGCCGUGCUUGAUGCUAUCGAGAAAGCCAAGAAUCCUAUCAUCAUGGUAGAUGCUUGCACCCUCCGCAAUAACCUCACGCGUGAAGCAAGAGAAUUCGCUGACAAAACGGGAUUCCCCACCUACGUGGCUCCCAUGGGUAAAGGAGCUGUCGAUGAAUCCGCCGAGCACUAUCGCGGUUGCUACAGUGGUUCCGUGUCGUUGAAGGAGAUCGCCAAGGAAGUUAGAGAUUCCGAUUUGAUUUUGGAAAUUGGCUCGGUGCAAUCCGACUUUAACACAGGUGGCUUCUCGUAUGAAUUGGAUCAGGACAAGAUUAUCGCCUUCCACACGUUCGCCACCAUUGUCUGUCGUGCUACCUACGAAAAGGUCGGCAUGUCCGAGUUCCUCCCUCUGGUUAUCAAAAACUUGCCCGAAAAGAAACGCCCAUUCACUUUGGGUCCUCGUGCUCAACCCAACCCACCGGAUAAUGGAACGGAAAUCACCCACAGCUACUUCUGGAACAAGAUGCCCGACUACAUGCCACCUCGAUCCGUGGUGAUUGCUGAAACCGGUACCGCUGAGUUUGGCGUUUUCAAUAUGCGUGCACCCAAGGAUUCCACUUUUAUCACUCAGGUCCUCUGGGGUUCCAUCGGUUACACCGUCGGCGCGUGUUACGGUGCGGCCAUGGCUGAUAAAAGCCGUCAGGUCUUCCUGUUUGUCGGUGAUGGUUCCUUCCAAAUGACAGUCCAGGAAGUUUCCGUGAUGAUCCAUCAAGGUGCCACACCCGUGAUUUUCCUUUUGAACAACGACGGUUACCUCAUUGAAAAGUUGAUUCACGGUCUUCACCGAGACUACAACAACUACCAAAUGUGGAAGUAUGCCGACACCAUCGAGUACUUUGGCGGUAACAUGGAACAUAAUCACAAGUUCCCUCGUCACGCCAAGAUUGGUGUGCAGAGCAAGGUCAGUACCCGCCAAGAAUUUGAAGCCGCCAUGGAAAAGGUCGGUCAGCAACCAGGCCAUAUCCAUUUCCUUGAAGUGAUCAUGCCUCGCUUCGACGCUCCCAGAGAAUUGUUGUUGCAGGUCGAUACUUCCGAAAACCGCUAAACCUCAUUUUUCACUUAAUAUGUAUGGCUUGAUGAGAACCAUGUUU